AUGCAGAAAAGUAGCAAAGGCAAGGCCAAACAGGCACCCAAGCAUCAGGCGAAUAACAAAGCGAAAAAAGUCACUCUGGAAUCGACCGGAAAAUUUUCAAAUCAUAACGGGAAAGAGUACAUCAAGGCAAAGCGACCCUCAUCGGUCAAUAUGCCACAACUUGGCUUCUCAGCUCGACUGACAUACGGACAGUUUAAUAUCGUCAUACACAAUCAAGGAUCGCUGAUGGUUAUCGAUGACAACUUUGUGGCAAUAGUGAAGCUCAAUCGACCGCACCUGCUGAUUGAUACACGGGACUUUCGACGUGCGACUGAAGUGCUACUCGAAGAACUUCGCGUCGAUCGUGUGUUGCUGGAUGAAGUGACCACAGACAGGGAUAAGCACCGGGAGCUAUUUCUAACGAGCUUGGAAAAUGUGAUCAAACAAUUGGCUGCAGACGAAGGGCAAGUCAACACGAUAAUCGAGCUGCUGAAAUUUGUCGAGAAACCCAAACAAUGCAGAAGCAUGACUUAUUAUGAUCUCUGCGGUAAGGUUAUGAAUAAUCGGUUUAAGAACGAAACGCUGCAAAGGUAUGCCCAAAUAUUGGACAGUAUAGAGCGGACAGCGUCUCGAAGGGAGAGAUUAUUCUGUCGAUUCAGGCACGUUCCAAAGGACAAUUCUCCGAAUCUUUUCGAGUGGCUGAACCGAUUGGUAAUGGAGAUUACUGAGCUUCACAGGAACAAGUUGAUUACGAAAGCACCAGCGUAUUUGCAUAAACCACUCGGUACCAUUGAUCAGAAGCAUUUGAUGUUGAUAAGCAGUAGCGAUGUGAAGUUAUUUACUGAUAUGACCAGCGCUCUGAAACCGGAAAUUUUCGACAAACCCCUUCAAGAUCUAGCCGACCGUUGGAUCAAUCAAGUCAAAUCGAUCAAAGGCAAUCGCCUCGACAAACUCCUGCAAUUGACAAAUGUCAGCUUAUUUUUCAUUUGCAAGAGCUUGGAGGAGUUGAUAAUCGAGAUUACUAAGCAUACUGAUCAUCUAGAAACGGAUUUACUGAAGAGCUCUAGUUUCGAGUGGUCCGCUCUCAAACAGCUCGUCUGGAAGACGGAGAACGCAGUGGAUGUGUUCAGCCGAUUUUGGAAUACUCGAAGUGACAUCAUUGAUCAAUUUUUGACGAAGAUAAACCUCCCGGAGAUAAAUUUGUUGCAAGAACGCUUGAUGAAAAUCAUGCAGAUCGGUUUGGACAAGAACGUUGAGGUGGAUACGAUGGUGGCAUUCUGCCGUACGUACAACGACUUUAUAAUCGAUCUCAACGAAGUUUCUUUUGAAUGGUACAUCAAAGACAUUCCCAAGUUCGAUAUGCAAUCGUUUAUAAAUCUGCAACAUGUCGAAUUGGUCGAUAACAAAUGGAAGGAUAAUAGCAAUCGAACUUACCGGGUACUCAUUCCAGAGAAGUUUCCUACAUUGUGUGGCGCAUUAAAAACAACAGUAGCGGUACCGAAGCAUUACGUAAUUGAGGUUAUUCAAGCUCUGCUUGAGAACAUCGGCUCCCAGCUGCAGCGGAAUUCCUGGGCAACUGAUGAACAUCUUUCGCAUACGGACCAAUUACUGUCCACUAACGAACUCAUUUUUGCAAUCAGAAAUUCGCUACUCUACCUUAAAGAACAGAUCGAUUACGUUUCGUUCGAUCAGUUCUACGACGAACGUGUAAAACCGUUUAACAGCGUUAUCGAGACCACAACUUCACGACAGGACUUCUCGAACCGCAUCAACCUCCUCCGUGAGUCGUUCUGGUACAUUAGGAAGCAGAACGAAAUCAGCUUCGAAGACGCGCUGCAGCUGUAUGGCGAGUUGAAUAGUACACAUGAUUUCCAAUUGCUCCGCGACUCGUACGCGAUGUAUUCAAAGUUUUUCGAGGAAUUUAUGCAACUGUCCGUAGACAAAGAGCCCUCGGAAAGAACAGCGCUCAUCGCAGUGAAGGUGAAAGAUCAGCAUUCAGAUACUACUCUCUUCAAGGCGUGGGACGAUCGCUUCAAGCAAGACCAAGUUCCCAAAAUGCUUGCUGGAUUGGCUGCAGUGUGGUCGAUUCUGGUAUCAAAGGACGUGGCCAAAGCAAGAAAGUACUUCAAUCCUCAUUGUAUCCAGAUUUUGUGCAUCCUACGAUUGCUGAGCGCUGACAAAGCCGACGAAGGAAUCGACAAACAUUUGGCUCAAGUGUUGACAGGACAGGGUAAAUCGUUGGUUUUGGGACUUCUCGCGGCACUAUUUGCACUGACCGGUCAUAAAGUUCGCAUUGCUUGUUACAGCGAGUAUUUGGCCAAGCGAGAUGAGCAGGACUUUCUCACUUUUUUUGAGACGUUUGAUGUUGCUGAAGAUGUAACGUACGGCACCUUCGAUGAUCUAGCCAAUGAAAUCAUAGCUCCGAAGGUUGAUGGUCAGACAAUUAAACUCAGAAAUCUGGUAAGAGAUUUACUGUUCAAAGAAAAGGUUAUUCUUCCACAUCAACUCGUAACGGCUGAUUCGAGUAAAAAUAUUCUGCUGCUGGACGAGGUCGAUGUAUUCUUUACGAAAGAAUUUUAUGGCAAUACAUAUAACGCAGGAUUCACACCUUUGAUUCCAGGACUGGAUCUUAUUCAGGAGCAAAUAUGGAAGUAUGUUGUCGCUGAUUGUACGGAUGUAGAAAGUCGUAUUCGACAGUAUAUUCAAAGCGGGGAAUUCAAAGAGCAAGGUGGGAAGUUUUUAGAAUUUCUCGAAAGACCAAAUAAUUACAGUUUGAUUAAAAAUGAUGGAACACAGAUAACUUACACGAAUAAGACAUUGUUUGACGAACAUGUUGGAAUGAUGGUAACAGACGCCAUAAAUGUCAAUAAGGGAUUGGGUUGUACUAAAUUCAAAUUGAACUCCGCUGGAGUAAUAACCGUUUGUAAACGAGGAAUGUAUGUGCCUAAUUUUGUUUAUGGUUCCGAAAAUGUUUUCAAUUAUUUCCGAUUGAAAAAGACAAAUUUCGUCACUAAGGUGAAUGGGACAGAAAAUUACGGGUAUUUGAAUAUCUCCUGUGGUCCCUUGUCCUACGCCAUGCUCCCGAAGAACUACCCUCUUAUUGUAGGCGUAUCCGGAACACUGACUUCGUUGAAUCUUCAUGAAAAGGAUACAAUUGAACGUUUGUACAACAUCAAGCAAAUUUCGGUGAUGCCAACGUUUUUCGGCUGCUCAAACCUCCAGUUCGACGAAAUCGCCAAUUUCCAAAAUCACGCGACGAAACCCUCCUGGAGAACCAACAUCUUCAGUCAAGCUAAUCAAAUCAUCAAAGCCAAUCGAGCGGUGAUCAUUUUCUUCGAUACCGACGUCGAGUUGAAUGCAUUCGAAACAGAAUAUGCGGGACAGCUAGAUCGAGUGAACGUGCUGACCGAGAACACCGAAGACAAAGAAAGGUUCAUCAACGAAGCAGGAGUGGCCAAAACAAUCACUUUGGCUACCCGUGGAAUGGGCCGAGGAGUCGACUACAAGUCCAGCGUGACUGUGGAGAAGAACGGCGGAUUGCACGUCGUUCAAACGUUCUUUUCGAUGGAUAUCAAGGAGGAAACCCAAAUCAAAGGACGGACCGCCCGGAAGGAUAACAAGGGAAGCUAUGAGCUGAUUGUGUGUGACGAGGAUUUGCAAUCGGGUGGGCUUAUGUCCGGCCUAAGCAAUGUAAGCUACGCCGAGUUGGAUGCCGCAAGAAGCAAGAUUUCGCUUGAUGAAAAUGCAGAAUUGUCGAGGAAAAUACAGGAUAGUAUGGAUGCUCACCAGAACACGAUGAACUACAUGAAGUCAUUUUAUAAGAAGGCAUAA
This is a messenger RNA of Ochlerotatus camptorhynchus, 3810 nucleotides long. RefSeq lists its product as uncharacterized. The record is from RefSeq and is a predicted model, not a curated record. Lineage: Eukaryota; Metazoa; Arthropoda; Insecta; Diptera; Culicidae. The transcript is spliced from 3 exons. The coding region runs from base 1 to 3810 and encodes 1269 amino acids. Gene Ontology annotation, cellular component: membrane. Gene Ontology annotation, biological process: protein import; protein targeting; intracellular protein transport. Gene Ontology annotation, molecular function: ATP binding.